CAUUUCCUCUCCCUUUCUCGCCUCCCAAACACAUCCCCUCUUCUUCUCGUAUUCACCGAACCCCAUAGCCUCUCCCCGAUCUCCCCCCUACGACGCCAAAUGGCCACGGCUUUCUCUGCUGCGAAGCUCACUUCCACAUUCCCUCUCCGUGGAUCUCACGAUGACCGUCUCUCGGAUCCCAUCCGAUUUCCCACCACCUCUUCCUUCCUCCGAUCCUCCCGCAAAUUCGCCCUCAAUUCCUCUCCCAGGCUCAAUCAUGCCAUCUCCGGUCGCCGAUCUGCCGUCGUCGCUGUCUCCGAGGUCGUUAAGGAGAAGAAGAUGAAGAACAAUCUCUUGACCAAAGAGGAAGGCUUGGAGCUGUAUGAAGACAUGGUUCUGGGAAGAGCGUUUGAGGACAUGUGCGCUCAAAUGUAUUACAGAGGGAAGAUGUUUGGUUUCGUUCACUUGUACAAUGGUCAAGAGGCUGUAUCAACUGGGUUUAUCAAGCUCUUGACACAGUCAGAUUCUGUCGUGAGCACAUACCGUGACCAUGUCCAUGCCCUUAGCAAGGGUGUUCCUGCUCGCGCUGUGAUGAGCGAACUCUUUGGCAAGACCACCGGAUGCUGCAGAGGCCAAGGUGGAUCCAUGCACAUGUUCUCCAAGGAACACAAUGUGCUUGGCGGGUUUGCGUUUAUCGGCGAGGGGAUUCCAGUGGCGACUGGCGCUGCCUUCACCUCUAGGUACAAGAGGGAUGUCUUGAAAGAAAACUGUGAAGAUGUCACGGUUGCAUUUUUCGGAGAUGGAACCUGUAACAACGGACAGUUCUACGAGUGUCUGAACAUGGCUGCUCUGUGGAAACUGCCAAUCAUUUUUGUUGUGGAGAACAACUUGUGGGCGAUUGGGAUGUCCCACCUGAGGGCAACUUCUGAUCCCGAGAUAUGGAAGAAGGGGCCAGCAUUCGGUAUGCCCGGUGUUCACGUCGACGGAAUGGAUGUAUUGAAGGUGAGGGAAGUGGCUAAGGAAGCAGUGACAAGAGCCAGGAGAGGGGAAGGUCCCACUUUGGUGGAAUGUGAGACUUACAGGUUCAGAGGACACUCCUUGGCUGAUCCCGAUGAGCUCCGUGAUGCAGCUGAGAAAGCGAAAUACGCAGCGAGAGAUCCGAUAACGGCGUUGAAGAAGUACAUGAUAGAGAACAAGAUGGCGAGUGAAGCAGAGUUGAAGUCGAUAGAGAAGAAGAUAGACGAGGUGGUGGAGGAUGCUGUGGAGUUUGCAGACGCAAGUCCACAGCCAGCACGGAGUCAGCUUCUUGAGAAUGUAUUUGCUGAUCCAAAAGGCUUCGGGAUUGGUCCUGACGGUCGCUACAGAUGCGAGGACCCUAAGUUCACUCAAGGUACCGCUCACGUCUGAAUGGAUGACUUUAUCCUUCCCUUUUGUUUUUUAAAGACGGAGGCUUCUCCCUCCUUCUGCCGCUGGUGCUCUUUUUCCUUUAUUUAUUUAUGUUAAAUUAAAAAGAAAAACAGACGAAACGCUUUGGAUCAUUUGAAGCUUAGUGGUGAGGUUGUUUCUUCUUCUUUGAAUCCAUGAAUGUAUUUGUGAAAUGUUUGGGUAAUGGUUCUUCUAUCGUCCA
Messenger RNA from Tarenaya hassleriana, 1606 nucleotides. RefSeq names its product pyruvate dehydrogenase E1 component subunit alpha-3, chloroplastic. Gene Ontology annotation, biological process: pyruvate decarboxylation to acetyl-CoA. Lineage: Eukaryota; Viridiplantae; Streptophyta; Magnoliopsida; Brassicales; Cleomaceae. Gene Ontology annotation, cellular component: intracellular membrane-bounded organelle. The transcript has 4 exons. Gene Ontology annotation, molecular function: pyruvate dehydrogenase (acetyl-transferring) activity. Bases 100 to 1386 code for a protein of 428 amino acids. The record is from RefSeq and is a predicted model, not a curated record.